Molecule: messenger RNA, 192 nt
Organism: Drosophila grimshawi
Lineage: Eukaryota; Metazoa; Arthropoda; Insecta; Diptera; Drosophilidae
Exons: 1
Coding region: 1-192 (63 amino acids)
Source: RefSeq, a predicted model, not a curated record
AUGGAUGUGAAGCAGAGCAUGCAAGUGAAGUGGUGCACCAACAAGGACUGCUUGGGUCUCCGUAAACGUGUCUGCGGACUGCAUCAAACCUUUAAGUGGCUCCACCAGACACCCGCCCUCCACGAGUAUCUCAUCUCCGCCAGCUCCGUCGCUGCAAACACAGCAGCAGCAGCAGAAGAAUCUACGCUCUAA